This is a messenger RNA of Diabrotica balteata, 1503 nucleotides long. NCBI's taxonomy places the organism in Eukaryota, Metazoa, Arthropoda, Insecta, Coleoptera, Chrysomelidae. The record is from the annotation of a GenBank genome assembly.
AUGCUUCUAACGUCGUCAUGGAUAAUGGACACUACAAUAUGUAUUUCCUUGAUAAUCCUAUUGAUUUAUAAAUAUCUCACAAGAUAUUUUGAUUAUUGGGAAAAAAGAAAUGUUCCGUAUUUUAAACCUACACUCGUAUUUGGCAACUUCAAAGAUGUUUUCACAUUUAAAAUAACUAUUCAGGAGCAAUUAAAAAAGCUUUAUGACAAAAUGGAUGCCCCAUAUUUUGGAGUAUUUCUUUUUGAUGAACCGAUGUUAGUUUUAAAAGAUCCCAAACUAAUUAAAGAUGUUCUAAUAAAAGAUUCUGCUAUUUUUGCCAACAGAAGACCGCCUACACCUACACAUCGCCUUAUGGAGGACUCAGUAGUUUUUAUGAAAUAUCCACAUUGGAAAAAAGUGAGAACGAGACUGACUCCAGUUUUUACUUCUGCGAUGUUAAAAAAUAUGCAUACUGAAGUAUCUGAAAUUACUAAAGCAAUGGUACAAUAUUUGCACAAAAAUAAGAAAACAAUAGAUGGCAGAGGACUUGGAAACAUUUUUACAGAUGAGUUUAUAUUUAAAUGCUUUUUUGGAGUUAAUCUUGAUGGUUUUGGCGAUAAACCCACUUCAUUACAACCUAUUGUGACAAAACUCAAUGGCUUUAGUCUUAGAAAUGCAAUUGUUCAAAACCUUUUUUUUGUCAAACCAUCAUGGGUGAAGCAUUUAAAGCUAAAUUUCUUUAAGGAUAGUUCAUUGAGGAUUUUCGAAGAUAUUUUCAAACAAGGAAUGAAAGCUAGAGAUCACUAUAAUGGAAAACCACUGAAUUAUGUUGAUUUUGCCAAUAAAGGGGUGAGACAAUUAGAAGAAGGAAUGAAUGUAACUAAAGAAAUGAACACGUCCAUCGCAGGUGCAAUAUUAUUUCUAAUAGCUGGUAAAGAUACCCUAAAUACACUAUUUUCUUUUACUCUAUAUGAACUAGCCGUAAGUGAAUAUAUACAAACUAGAUUAAGAAAGGAUAUCCAAGAGAAUAUAAAAAAGUACGGAGGUAUCACCUAUGAGGGAAUGCAAGAUAAUAAAUAUCUAGAUAUGUGUAUUAAAGAAUCAAUGAGAAAAUAUCCUCCUAUACCUUUUCUGGAUAGAGUACCUAUCUCUGAUUAUCAAUUUGAAGGUAGUGAUUUAAAACUAGAAGGUGAUAAAAUUACAGUAUUAAUACCAUCUUUUGCGAUAAAUAGAGAUGAGAAAUAUUUUCCUAAUUCUGAGUUGUAUGAUCCAGAAAGAUUUUUGGAAGAGACAGUACCAGAAUGUUAUAUUCCUUUUGGAGAAGGACCCAGAGCUUGUAUAGGUAGACGCCUUGGGAUGCUAAGUUUAGCGAUAGGAUUAUCGUACGUGCUAAUGAACUUUAAAAUAGAAAAAAGUCCUGAAACUCCGUCCAAGAUAGAGUUUGAACCUAAAAGUAUGCCGUUAAUGUCGAAAGGGGGACUUCCUCUUAGGAUGACUCCCUUGGGAGAUGAAAUAUAUUUAUAA